UCUACAAAUAUCUCCGAAAUAUCUCCGAAACACUCUCACACCAAACCCCUCACACCGUCGGAUCUAUAAACUUCUUUUUCUUUUCAAAAUUCAGAAACAAAACUUAACAACCUCUUCUGAUCGUUCCGCCAUGGCCAAUCAACCCGAACCUUCUGAUGUUAAGGGAACAAAGAGGGAUUUUAGCACUGCCAUUCUGGAAUGCAAAAAAGCUCCUAAUCCUUUGGUGGUUGACGAAUCUGUCAACGACGACAAUUCUUCUGUAGCUCUUCAUCCGGAGACUAUGGAAAAACUUCAACUCUUCCACGGCGAUACUAAGUUGAUUAAGAAACAAGUUGUUGAAGUUCCUAAUUGCAGCUGGGAAGAUAUCGGUGGUCUUGAAAAUGUUAAGAGGGAACUCCGAGAAACUAUUCAAUAUCCAUUGGAACACUCUGAUAAGUUUGACAAGUUUGGAAUGGCGCCUUCAAAGGGAGUUUUUAUCUAUGGUCCUCCUGGUUGUGGUAAAACACUUUUGGCAAAAGCUAUUGCCAAUGAAUGCAAGGUAAACUUCAUCAAUGUCAAAGGUCCUGAGCUGCUCACAAUGUGGUUUGGAGAAAGUGAGGCAAACGUGAGGAAAAUUUUUGACAAGGCUUCUGCUUCUGCUCCAUGUGUCCUAUUCUUCGACGAACUCGACUCCAUUGCAACUCAGAGAGCUAGUAGUGUAGGAGAUGCUGGUGGUGCUGCUAACAGGGUUUUGAACCAGCUGCUAAUAGAAAUGGAUGGGGUGUCAGCAAAGAAAACCGUGUUCAUCAUUGGCGCCACUAACCGACCUGACAUUAUAGAUCCAGCUCUUCUGCGUCCAGGGCGUCUAGACCAGGUGAUUUAUAUUCCUCUCCCGGAUGAAGAUUCCCGUCAUCAGAUAUUUAAAGCUUGCUUGAGAAAAUCCCCCAUCUCACAAGAUGUUGAUAUUAGAGCUCUUGCAAAGUACACCCAAGGCUUUAGUGGUGCUGAUAUUACCGAGAUUUGCCAGCGUGCAUGCAAGUAUGCCAUUAGAGAGAAUAUCGAAAAGGACAUUGAAAAAGAGAGAAAGAAAAGCGAGAACCCCGAAGCCAUCGAAGAGAAUGUUGAUGAAGUAGCAGAAAUUAAGGCAGCUCAUUUUGAGGAAUCAAUGAAGUAUGCCCGAAGGAGUGUAAGUGAUGCCGACAUUUGCAAAUACCAGGCAUUCGCCCAAACAUUGCAGCAAUCCGGAGGGUUUGGAACUGAGUUUAAGUUUGCAGGUUCCGGCUCCGGUGGUGCUACUGCUACAGGUGCAUCUGAUCCACUUAUAUCUGCUGGCGGAGCUGAUGAUGAUGAUCUUGAUCUUUACAAUGAGAAUCGUUUCAAUGGUCAUCAAAUUUUUUACAAAGAUUAUCUUCUCAAUGAUCAAACUCUUUACAAUGUUCGAAUUCGAGACAAUGGUCGAAUUCCAGACAAUGUUGGAAUUCUAAAGAUUCCUGAUCUUCUCAGUGAUGAGUUUAUGUAUGAUUCUGAUCCUUGAAAGAAUGCCUGAACUGUCUUAUUUAUGUACUUGUCUUUUUGCGUAUGAAGUCUCCAAAGAUUGUCGUUGCUUCUUGAAAGAAUAUGGCAAACAUUAGAAAACUAUUUUUAGUUUUUAGUUUAACUUUUGGAACAUUCAUAUGAACAAAGUUUUACCAGAUUA
Messenger RNA from Vicia villosa (hairy vetch), 1675 nucleotides. Its product is annotated as cell division cycle protein 48 homolog. NCBI's taxonomy places the organism in Eukaryota, Viridiplantae, Streptophyta, Magnoliopsida, Fabales, Fabaceae. The record is from RefSeq and is a predicted model, not a curated record. The transcript has 6 exons. Gene Ontology annotation, molecular function: ATP binding; polyubiquitin modification-dependent protein binding; ATP hydrolysis activity. The coding region runs from base 131 to 1513 and encodes 460 amino acids. Gene Ontology annotation, cellular component: nucleus; VCP-NPL4-UFD1 AAA ATPase complex; cytosol. Gene Ontology annotation, biological process: autophagosome maturation; mitotic spindle disassembly; retrograde protein transport, ER to cytosol.